Messenger RNA from Saccoglossus kowalevskii, 1580 nucleotides. RefSeq lists its product as uncharacterized. Lineage: Eukaryota; Metazoa; Hemichordata; Enteropneusta; Harrimaniidae. The record is from RefSeq and is a predicted model, not a curated record.
CUCAAAGAUGGUGGACUCUCUGACAACAGAUCAGGCCAAACGAAUUGCAGAUUUGCCGAAGCAAUCUGCCAGGCUAAAAUUAGCCAAAUAUCUUAAAUGGAAGAUGGAUGAAUUUGAUGAGGAGCUCAAUAUGAGAGAAUCCAUUCUCUUAGAUUAUUACUAUGACAACAUAAUCUUUGCCGUUAAUCAGGGAUUUCCAUGGAGUCAAGUUUGUGAGAUAUUUCAACUGUCAAAAGAAAUACACAAAGAAACCAAAGGACUUGCAUUACUAGAUGCGAUCAAGUUAUACACCAUCAUUUCUCAGAAAUACAGUUCUACAGUUGGUGAGAACAACUUGAAAAUAUUCACCACAUAUUUCUUCCAAACAUUCAUGCAACAUUACAAAUUGUAUCAGUUCGUCUUCACCAAUGAACGUGAGCCCAUGAUCACCCAGUACAAGUUACAUGUUAACACUCCCUCAGAGUGUCUACCAUUCAAGCAAGGAAAAGAAUUCCUUGUAUGGGACUAUGAAAAAAAAAUACAUGAUAUGGAGGUGAAGGACAGGGAGAAAAAAGAGGAAAUACUCAAGAAACGUGCAGAUUUGUUUUCUCUCAGGAUCAAGUUCUGCAGGGUCCAUUUCAAGAGGUGGAUGCUGAUACUACACUGGCAAGAGAGGAGAUUGAGAAGCUUAUUGAUGAAGCAACACUUGCACACUCAAUGAUAACGCAGAAGAACAUAGAAACCAGGAUAGAAGAGAAGCAUGAAACCUUAGAUUACAUGUUUGAAAAGAUGGCAUUGCCACGACCAGCAGCGAUGGGUCCUCCUCCAAGAAUCAAGUCACCAACUAGGAGUUCUGCCAAGAGUAGGCAGAGUACUCGUGGUGGUAAUAAGACAGCCCUGUCCGAUAGUGUCAAGUCCCGGGCUCAAUCUAAAUCAUCACUGCGUGGAAAGACACCAAAAACAUAGAUAUAGUUGUGGAACAAUGAAGUACAUGGUCUUGCUUUUGAAAGCACUACUAAAACAUCUGCUGCAUGUGCAAAUCUUUCUUCUAGCACCAUGCUUUCAAUAGCUUCUUUAAACUUCCGUGUGCAAUUAACUGUAACAUCUAAACUCACCAUCCUGGUGGAUCAUCUUUAUAUUCAAUAACUAUUAUCAUGCACUAACAAAAAGACCUUGAAUAAGUGCUCCAUUGUUCCACAAGUAAGGUGUCUGCCUACUCCUAGGGAUUUUCUAGUUUGUGACAAAGUAUUUGGAAAAACUUAAGUUUAAGUGUGUGAAAGUCAAGUUAUUUAAUGAACCAUACACUUUUAAAGUUUAAUAACACCCAUACUUUAUGGCCAUCUUCACAAUAUAACUGCUUUUUAUAGUAGUCUCUGUUUCAGACAGUCAGAAAUCAGGGACUAUUACUUUGGUUUCUGUCUGUCCAUUCAGACAUGCUUCGACCGAUCACAUUAAAAUUUAACACACAAACCAUGUAUUAUGACUUACUUACGCAUAUCAGUUUUCGUUACCACUUUAUCAAGACUGGCUAAAUUCUGAUACUUGUCUGGGGCUAUUCCUUUGAGACAAUAUCAUUUUUUAGCUCCGCUGUCAACGAAGUC